AUGUUGGUCUUGCUGCAAAACGCGAUCAUCUACAACCCAUAUCUUCCGCCGAAUGCGCGAAAAAUGAAGAUAUCCGACUACGCUCGCUAUUAUCACGGCAUACAGUGGCGGGAAGAAAGAAUAAAGUCCCUAGACGGCACAGAGAUAUCACUCUGUGUAAGUCAUGUUGGAUCUGGAGACGUAUAUACUCAGAAGAAGGCUAAAUGUACAUCUGGAGAUGCCGCCAAUGCGACGAAAACAGCAGUGUACAUAUUGUAUUUUCAGGGCAAUGCAUCUUCUCUCCCUCCGCGGUUGCCAGAUAUCUCAAGCGUUUUGGACCAGCUACAUCAGGAAGAUGAUGCGUUCCACUACACCACAAUAGGUGUCAGCUACCGUGGAUACUGGACAUCUCAUGAUCGACCCUCUGAGAAAGGCAUCAACAAGGAUGCCAUCGCAGCUUUGCACUGGUUAUCUGACCAGCAUCGCCGCAACUCUGAGCAAGCCGAACAACGGAGACCGAUUGUCGCUCUCUGGGGACAGAGCAUAGGGUGUGGCUUUGCGACAAAUUUAGCUGCGUCAGAAGCUUCCUCGGCGAGGAAUCUGCCCAUUGACGCUCUGGUGCUGGAGACACCAUUCACAAAUACACGCGAUAUGCUUACGAGUUUGUACCCCCAAAAGUGGCUACCGUAUAAAUACCUGUGGCCAUUCCUCAGGAGCCAUUUGGAUAGUCUCCAGAACUUGGAAUCGAUUGGAAAGAGGCAUACCGGGACGCAACAACUCGAAGUGUAUGUAAUUGAGGCAGGAAAAGACGAACUGGUACCACCGGAUCAUGGGAAGAGGCUUCAACGGCAAUGCGAAGACGCUGGUCUUCCGGUGCAACGUCAAACAGUUCGUUCGGCUCUUCACAAUGAAGUCAUGGUACGCCCAGAAGGCAGACAGGCUGUUGCAAGAUCCAUAUUGUCAGCAGUGCGGAAAGCUGCGACCAAGGCACAGUAG
Pochonia chlamydosporia 170 is the source of this 975-nucleotide messenger RNA. Its product is annotated as alpha/beta superfamily hydrolase. The coding region runs from base 1 to 975 and encodes 324 amino acids. Lineage: Eukaryota; Fungi; Ascomycota; Sordariomycetes; Hypocreales; Clavicipitaceae. Gene Ontology annotation, cellular component: membrane. The record is from RefSeq and is a predicted model, not a curated record. Gene Ontology annotation, molecular function: palmitoyl-(protein) hydrolase activity. The transcript has 2 exons.